This is a messenger RNA of Staurois parvus, 326 nucleotides long. The record is from the annotation of a GenBank genome assembly. NCBI's taxonomy places the organism in Eukaryota, Metazoa, Chordata, Amphibia, Anura, Ranidae.
ACUGUUAGGCGGCACUGGUUGGCAUUGAUAAGUGGCACUGAAAGGCAGCUCAGAUGGGCACUGUUAUGUGGCAUUGAUGUGCACUGGUAUGCACUGAUAUGUGGUACUGAUAUAUGUGGCACUGAUGGGCACUGGCACGUGGCACUGAUGAGCACUGACUGAUGGACACUGACAGGUGGCACUUCUGGGGCCACACUGAUCAUCAGGGCACACUGAUCAUCCAUGCCCUGAUGAUCAGUGUACAUGUCCCCUCCACGGGUGCUGAGUAAUUUUUUAGCAAAUGAUCUUUACAUGUAGGAGAGCGAUGCCAGAACUGGCCUGGGUGG